AUGUGGAAUGUCGCAGCUUGGGCACAACUGAGCACCAUCCCCCCGCUCGUUGUACUCCAACUCCUCCCUCUUCUUCGACGGCGUGAUGAAGAUGUAGCAUCUCGAUCCAAUUGGUCUAAAGCUUUGGAUCGUGUGGCAUGGCGGCUCCAGGAUGAACUGGCCUACAGCUGGGGCACCAAUAUUGAGUGGAUUUUUGGUAUUGGCUGGACACUGUUUUUGAUCAUGCUUGCACUUGCUGGUACUGGAGGAAGUAUGCGCUUCACCCCAGACCCCUUCGCCCUGUCCAUGUAUCAAUUUGUUAACACCAGGCAAGAUUUCAUCCAAUUCACCCGCCACGUCGGUCUGGUCGCUGUGUCACAGCUUCCCACCUGUACUUUGCUUGCGGUCAAAACGCAUUGGUCGCCGUUCCAACAGCUGCUGAGAGUCUCUCAUCAAGAACUAGAUCCUUUUCAUCGUGUUAUUGGUCGGGUCAUCGUCUUCCUUGGGGUACUGCACUCCGUCAUGUACGUGGCCUUCUUGGCGAAAACUCAACGCAUGGCGAGAAGGAUCCAGGAUUUCGAAGUCGUGCUGGGCCUCUUUGCGGGCCUGGCCCUCAUCCACGUAGGCGUCUUGAGCUCGGCAAAAGCGCGCCGGCAAAGUUAUCAAUUCUUUGUUGGUAUGCACCAUGUUAUGGUCCUCUCUCUUCUGAUUUUGUUGUUCUUCCAUGUGGCUUCGACUCGACUCUACGUCUUGGAGAGUGCGCUGGUAUAUGUCAUCAACAUGGUGUCCCGGGGUCGAGCGACGAACAUUGUGGAGGCGGAGAUCAUCCCUGAUGCACAUCCAACGGUUACUAGCAUCUCGGUCUUGAACAAGGCCGGCCUUGUAUCAUCGUACUCAUCCGGAACCUACGCGUAUCUCUCACCGAAACACAAGACUCUUCGGGCGAAUCUGUGGGCCCGGUUCUUUUCCAACCCUUUCACAGUUGCCGUGAAUCCCCGAGCAGGACGAUUAGAAUUCCACAUCAAGAACCGCGGAGCUCGAACGAACGCACUCCGGGGUCUCCCUGAGAAGGCUCGAUUGGCAGUUGAGGGUCCUUACGGUACUGGAAUAUUCUCCGAGGCUUUGUGUUCAGAUACGGAUCGGGUGUUGCUUGUAGCCGGGGGAAUUGGAGCCACGUACGCCUUGGCAGUGGCCGAAACAAUCGUUUUGAAGCUGGGAGACCACGACCUAUACUCUGCCCGGAGACGUGUGCAGGUGGUCUGGGUGGUUCGCUCGCAUGAUGACACUUCAUGGGGACCUGGCCUUUUCGAACCUCAGAAGAGCGACACAAAACGUCCUACAUUGGGCGAUGUCACCACCAUCUUUGUCACCGGGUCGAACAGAAGGAACCAAAAGGAGGAUGAUGAAGACUUGAGCGCCUUGCUAGACAGCGAAGAAGACUCGGUUUCGCUAGAGCCUCGAGGCGGAACCGGUGGGCAACUCUCCCCGCAGACUCGUUUAGGCAGACCAGAUCUGAGAGCCAUUGUCGACGACUUCUUCCGGGAUAGUUCUGAAAAAGAACGGGUUGCAGUUCUAUCGUGUGGACCAGUUGGUAUUUGUAGGGAUUUGAGAAGAGAAGUUGGGCGUUUUGUGGCGAGAGGAAGAGAGGUGAGGUGGCAUGAGGAACGGUUUGGGCAGUGA
Molecule: messenger RNA, 1659 nt
Organism: Diaporthe amygdali
Lineage: Eukaryota; Fungi; Ascomycota; Sordariomycetes; Diaporthales; Diaporthaceae
Product: metalloreductase Fre8
Exons: 1
Coding region: 1-1659 (552 amino acids)
Biological process (GO): iron ion transport; copper ion import; intracellular iron ion homeostasis
Cellular component (GO): plasma membrane
Molecular function (GO): ferric-chelate reductase activity
Source: RefSeq, a predicted model, not a curated record